GGAAAACCCACCAGCCUUAAGUUGUUGGAUUUUUUGUAUGGUCGGCUUUAGGGGUGGCAAUUUCCCCCGAUCCCCGCGGGGCGCUGCGGGGAUCCCCGUCACGGGGACGGGGCGGGGAGGAAUAUUCCUCCCCGCGGGGCGGGGAUGGAGGGCAUUUUGUCCCCGCGAAAUUUCGCGGGGAAUUUUCCCCGCCCUCCACAACCCCUCACUCACUCUUGGUUUCAGCCGGACAAUCAAGCUCUCAAGUCUCACCUCACCUUCAACCUUCCUCUCCCCUUCUUGCUGCUACAGAUCUACUACAGGUCUACUGUUGGAGCUGCGACAAAUAUGCUGCUGGAGCUGUUACAGAUCUGCUCCUAGAGCUGCUGUCAAAGCUGUUAGCUGCAGCCUGCAGAUCUGCUGGAGUUCAUCCUGCUGCCUGUGCCGAACUCCUUCUCUGCUCUUGCUGCCUGUUACGUCCUCUCAGUUGCAGGUAGGUUACGUUGUUCAGUUGACUCAAUACAUCUGCAAUGUCAAUGGCCGUAAUACGAAUCUCCUUCCACCAGGUCCGUUGGGUCUUCCCUUCAUCGGUAACUUGCACCAGCUCGAUAAUUCAUCACCUCACAUUUACCUCUAUCAACUUUCCCAAAAAUACGGUCCCCUCAUGUCUCUUAAACUUGGGUUUCGCCAAACUCUCGUAGUCUCUUCCGCAAAAAUGGCUAAAGAAGUCCUGAAAACCCAUGAAAUCGAUUUCUGCAGCAGGCCUGCUCUGUUUGGCCUUCAAAAGCUAUCCUACAAUGGCUUAGACUUGGCUUUCACCCCUUACCGUUCUUACUGGAAGGAAAUUCGAAAAGUAUGUGUAACCCAUCUCUUUAACCCCACAUUUUACUGCCAUUGACUCUGUGUUCCAAUUUAUUCUUUUUUUUUUUUCUUAUUGCGAAGUGGAUUCUUGGUUUGGGUAGUUAUCUUCUGAAAGGUUGGUCUUUUAAUUUCGUUUUGUUGCCUCAGUCUUGCUAAUGUAAAGUAUGUGCGGAUAUAAAUUAGGGCUCCAUGAAUUUUGUCACUCUAUUGUGAUAGAAAAAACGAACCUUGUGCUAAUAGAUUCCCAUACUUAGGCUUUCAAAUUAGGUGGUAGGUUUAUUGUGAUUUUUCAAUUGUUGCGGGUUAAGGGUUUCCAUCUCUUUAUAUUUUGUAAAUUGAAAUAGUGUUAGCAGUGUGGUCUUAGUGGAAUUGCUAUGGUUGUUUUGCUAUGUUGCCUGCAAAUAGUCAAUUGAAUGCAUAGUUUGUGGUAAAUUUGUUGAUCUAAGACAGGCUUUUUGAAGAUGCUCAUGGCUAAUGUUUUCUUGUGAUCAUAUCCAUUGUUGCUUCAGAAUCGGCGAAUAGCAAUUGUGGAUUUUGAGAGCUAAAGUGUUUUGAGUUGGUUCUUGGCUGCUUCCCUUCAUGUUGAAUGUUGGUUUAGUUUAGUUAUUUUAUUUAUGUUAGGUUGAUUUUUGCUUAUAUUUGGAACAAGUAUGUUGCUUUAUGUUGGAUUAAUUUCUAUAUAUAUUUGGAACAACUUAUGUUUGGAACAUGUUGCUUUAUGUUGGAUUAAUCUCUAUUUGGAACAAUUUUGUUGAUUUAAUUAUUUGUGUUAAAUUAAUUUUUAUUUAUGUU
This is a messenger RNA of Rubroshorea leprosula, 1632 nucleotides long. Lineage: Eukaryota; Viridiplantae; Streptophyta; Magnoliopsida; Malvales; Dipterocarpaceae. The record is from the annotation of a GenBank genome assembly.